Messenger RNA from Microthlaspi erraticum, 1191 nucleotides. Lineage: Eukaryota; Viridiplantae; Streptophyta; Magnoliopsida; Brassicales; Brassicaceae. The record is from the annotation of a GenBank genome assembly.
AUGUUCACCAAAGAGAUGUUGACUGAGCAAUUCAAUCAAGUGGUAAUUAGCAAAGAUGAAGACAGUGGAAAAGACAUUGUUCCGUUGUCUGGAUCAGAGGAUUCAAAGGUUAAUGCCGAACAAACGGUAAGGAAGCAGAGUAAGCGAAAGAAUGAAAAUACCGAGAAAAGACCGAUGAAGAAGAAAAAAGAGUUGCAGUGGAAACGAGAGGAUUGUGCGCAGCCAGUUGGCAAAGUGAUUAAGUUUACUGGUACAGGACUUAAGAAGAAAGGCCACUACAAGAAAUUUGAGUUUCGUGGCAUAAAAUAUGAACUGGACAUUUAUAUAAUAGGCAAAGAAGGAUACGUGAAGCUUGUAGUGCAGUGGUUUUAUCGUCCAGAAGAUGUCGAGGAAGAAUAUCUCGGAAAAUGGGAAUCCAAAGAUGCAAGGGACCUCUUCUACAGUUUCCAUCGCGAUGAAGUGUUUGCUGAAUCCGUGAAGCACAAUUGCGUUGUGAAUUUCGUGCCGGAUAACAAGGAAGUCCCAGACAGUAAAGAUCAUCCUGGCUUUAUUGUGCAGAAUCUUUACGAUUUUGUUAAGAAGAAGCUGCGAAAGUUCACUGAUAAGGACUUUAACAAGCAGCAAAAGCAAGAGAUUGAUGCUCUCUUGGCACAGACGAUGUCGCGAGUUGGCGAUCUUCCUGACAUUGAGAAGGAGCAAAACAUUAAGAAAUCGAGGGGUAAACAAGCUGUUCCUGAAAGGACCAUCAAGAAAGCUAGGAGACUGAGUCCUAUCUUGGAGAAAUUUGGUAUGUUAACCGGAAAUUUGGAUCGUGACAAUAGAUUGGAUGAGCUUCUAAAGGCGGUGAAGCACAAGUGUCGUGUAACAAAGAAGAAACAAGCUGGUGAUUAUGAUCCUUUCUGGCCAGAUGAUGCAGUUCCUGUGGUGCGUACUCUUGAGCAUGUUUUAUUUGAGUCUUUCGGAGAGGAUAUGCCAAAGUACAAUAACAUAUCGAAGGAGCUAGUUGAUACACUCAAGAGCUCACGAGUGCUUGCUGAACGAAUCCUCCGUGGCGAAUUAAAACCAGAACAAGUUAAAACGAUGACGAGCAAUGAGCUAAUGAAUGGUCAUACUCUUGACGAGAUAACAACUGUCAUCGAAGAACCACCACUGAAGAGCGAUGAUCCAUCCACUUCCGGUCCAAAAGUAUAA